Alligator sinensis (Chinese alligator) is the source of this 1053-nucleotide messenger RNA. It is a transcript of the gene PTGES3, whose product is annotated as prostaglandin E synthase 3. Gene Ontology annotation, molecular function: Hsp90 protein binding; prostaglandin-E synthase activity; protein-folding chaperone binding. The transcript has 8 exons. The record is from RefSeq and is a predicted model, not a curated record. The coding region runs from base 1 to 540 and encodes 179 amino acids. Lineage: Eukaryota; Metazoa; Chordata; Crocodylia; Alligatoridae. Gene Ontology annotation, biological process: chaperone-mediated protein complex assembly; telomerase holoenzyme complex assembly; protein folding. Gene Ontology annotation, cellular component: cytosol; nucleus.
AUGGCUGUGGGCGCUUUUGCUGGUCACAGAUCGAUUUCUCUUAAACGGUCUGUUUCUAGGCAGCCUGCUUCUGCGAAGUGGUAUGACCGGAGGGACUAUGUCUUUAUUGAAUUUUGUGUUGAAGACAGUAAAGAUGUUAACGUAAACUUUGAAAAAUCCAAACUUACAUUCAGUUGUCUUGGAGGAAGUGAUAACUUUAAACAUUUAAAUGAAAUUGACCUUUUUAAUAAUAUUGAUCCAAAUGAAUCAAAGCAUAAAAGAACAGACAGAUCGAUCUUGUGCUGUUUACGAAAAGGAGAAUCUGGCCAGGCGUGGCCAAGGUUAACAAAAGAGAAGGCAAAGCUCAACUGGCUCAGUGUGGAUUUCAACAACUGGAAAGAUUGGGAAGAUGAUUCAGAUGAAGACCUGUCCAAUUUUGAUCGCUUCUCUGAGAUGAUGAACAACAUGGGUGGAGACGAGGGUGUAGAUUUGCCAGAAGUAGAUGGAGCAGAUGAUGACUCACCAGACAGCGACGACGAAAAAAUGCCAGAUCUGGAGUAAGGAAAACUGUCGUCUUCAGGGUUUGGGGAAAGAACUUCAUUACAGCAUUUCAUAAUUGAGAUAAGAAUUCCUGAGUUGAUAGCUCUAAAGCCAGAUAUUGCAUCCUUUAACCCAUUUUCAAUCUGUUUUAAAUGGCUUCACUGAUGGUUGGUAUGUACCAUUGUACGGGGCAGUCUUAAGUCACAAGAGGCAAUAACAUUAUGUGGGAACCUUUUUUUUCAGACUUCCAAAAAACAAAAAGCAAUUGAGGUAUAGGCAACCGAAACAACCGCUGCAGGACAAAGUUUACAGAACCCGGUCGCCUCAGACAUGGUUACAAUGGGGAAAUCCUCUAUUCGCUUGAAUGGCAAAUCUGCAUUCCCCCUUGCAGCGUGGGCUGCAGGUAACUCUGUCAGAGACCUCCUACCUGGAGGUGACCUGGCUCAUGCGAUGUUUUAAUUGGCUUACAGAAUUAAAUUGGUAAUGCGCUAUACCUCUGUAGUGUCUUCAGGUGUGUUCCACUAAUGUGCUGUU